Messenger RNA from Harpia harpyja (harpy eagle), 2141 nucleotides. It is a transcript of the gene TEKT3, whose product is annotated as tektin 3. The record is from RefSeq and is a predicted model, not a curated record. The transcript is spliced from 8 exons. Gene Ontology annotation, cellular component: microtubule cytoskeleton; sperm flagellum; nucleus. Lineage: Eukaryota; Metazoa; Chordata; Aves; Accipitriformes; Accipitridae. Gene Ontology annotation, biological process: cilium assembly; cilium movement involved in cell motility. The coding region runs from base 155 to 1627 and encodes 490 amino acids.
CAGCAGUGCUCAACCUGUCCUCAUCAUCCCAUGCAAGCAGAGGGGAGAUGCUGCAGAUGCCAGAGUGAUGGAGCUGCCAGUGCCUGCUGCUCUCUGAUCAUUUGCAGCUCUUCACAAAGCCUGUGGACACGUACCUGAAUAGCAGCGUUCAGGAAUGGAGCUGGUUGGCUCUCCCUUAACAGCAACAUAUGCCCAUCCAAGAUCCACACCUACCAAGUUUCUGCCUGCCAUCAGCACCAUGGCUUCAAGCUAUAAGAACCGUUUUCCUUACUACCCCUUGCCUCAGAGCUUCAGCCUCCCCUGGAUGCCCAGUGCCUACUAUAAAACAGCUGCCAUCAACCCAACUUUGGCUCCCUUUUCCAAAAGCUCCCAGGUGUUAACCCCCAGCAAGAUGCUUCCUUUUGUUUCCAACAGAACAACCCUCUUUACCCGGUACACCCCUGAUGACUGGUAUAGGUCCAACCUGACCAACUACAAAGUGUCGGAGACUUCCCGGCACAAUGCAGAGCGUCUGAGAGUCGAUACCUCCCGCAUGAUUCAGGAUAAAUAUCAGCAGACAAAGAAAACCCAAGUAGAAAGCACAAAAAACCUGGGAGAGCGUGUCAAUGAUAUAGAAUUUUGGAAGUCAGAGCUCUGCCGUGAGCUGGAUGAGAUGAUCGGGGAGACCAAUGCACUCACAGACAUGAAGAAACGACUGGAGAGAGCCUUGGCUGAGACAGAGGCCCCUCUCCAGGUCGCUCAGGAGUGCUUGCUUCACCGGGAGAAGAGGAUGGGCAUUGACCUAGUCCAUGAUGACGUGGAGAAACAGCUCUUCACAGAAGUUGACGUCGUCAGGUCCUGCCAGGAGAGGAUGCAGCGGUACCUGGAUAAGGCGAAAGCCCAGCUCGCGUCCAACAGGGCAGCCCAGCAUGAGCUGGAGAGGGACCUGGCCAACAAGCAGGUGGCCCACCGCAUCGAUGACAAGUGCCACCACCUGAGGAACACCUCUGAUGGCAUCAGCUACUACCGAGGGGUGGAGCGGGUUGAUGCCACGAUCUCGGUGCCGGAAUCGUGGGCCAAGUUCACAGAUGACAACAUCCUCCGCUCCCAGAGCGAACGGGCAGCCUCCGCCAAGCUGCGGGACAACAUCGAAAACCUGCUGGUGGUGACGGCCAACGAGAUGUGGCGCCAGUUCAACGCGGUGAACAUCGCCCUCACUAACCGCAUCGCCGAGACAGCCGACGCCAAGAGCAAGAUUCAGACCCACCUGGCCAAGACACUGCAGGAAAUCUUCCAGAUUGAGAUGAACAUAGAAGCCAUCCGAAAAGCCAUUAGGGACAAAGGGCCUCCGUUAAAGGUGGCUCAGACCCGGCUGGAUGAGCGCACGCGGAGACCAAAUGUGGAGCUGUGCCGGGACACUGCCCAGCUCCGCCUUGUCAAUGAGGUCCAUGAAAUUGAUGAGACGAUCCAGAGCCUUCAGCAGCGGCUGAGAGACGCCGAGGACACGCUGCAAAUGCUGGUUCGUGCCAAGUCAGUCUUGGAACAUGACCUGACCGUCAAAGCCAACUCACUCUUCAUUGACCAGGAGAAGUGCAUGGGGAUGCGCAAGACCUUUCCCAGCACUGCGCGGCUGGUGGGUUACGUUUAGGCUGGGGUCAGCUGAACUCACGGUAUCUGCUGCAGGAGGUAUUCUCAGUUUUGCUAGGAUGCAUUCCCAGUUUUGCUAAGAUGCUUUGAAAAUACAUGAUUAGGCUUUCACUUCCUGAUGAAAGCCCUGAGUAGAAAUUAAAUGAUCACUUUGUGUGUUACUUGGUCUACCAGGACUUUUUCUUCCUUUGGUUUUUCUCUUUCCACUGCUCUUUCACGGUGUGCCAGAAAGUAGCUGAAAAUAUCCUGUAUGUGACUAAGAGUAAAUCCACCCACGGGGAUUCAUUCCUACCCUUUCAGUCUGUGACUUUAGGAGAAAAACUGUUGUGUCUUCCUCCUUUUGAGUCUGUCUGAUGUGGAAAAAGCACAAGGGGAACUAAAGCUAGUUGUCAGAGUAAUUAGCUGUUGACAUCCAUAAGGUAUUUUUAGUGGUACAGCAGCAGAAACACAAACUAUCCUGUAAACCGUUGCAGCAUGUUCUGUUCCUAAAUAGAAAAACUUGCAUUUUAAGCUGA